This is a messenger RNA of Penicillium salamii, 1416 nucleotides long. The record is from the annotation of a GenBank genome assembly. NCBI's taxonomy places the organism in Eukaryota, Fungi, Ascomycota, Eurotiomycetes, Eurotiales, Aspergillaceae.
AUGGGAUUACGGCUAUUUGAGAGAAAAGUGGACCACAAACCCAGCCUCAGGCGGAUCUUGAUGUCCUCAACAAUGGCUCUAGAUGGUCUGUCAACAGAGAUCCUGUUGAACAUACUAGAAUGUCUCACCCCGCUUGAUAUCCUCUGCGCAGUCCGUGCCUCGUCACUUCUAUACCGCACCUUCAACGCCUACAAACACCAUCUAAUCCGACAUGCUCUUCGUGAAUCCAUCCAUCCGACAUGCCGAGCAGACGUCCUUACUGCGCUGGACGCCCAGAAAAUCCCCCGCCUACUCAAAUCUGGCGAGCCCAUUACAAAAGUCAAAUUGGAAUGCUUUUCGCUCUUCUCCAACGACCGCACUCGCCGUCGCCAGAGUCACGAUGAACUUAAAGUAAACACCGACAAUUUGGACACACUUUUCUACCUCCAGGCCGAUAUCGAACGCCUGAUUGAUGCCUACUGUGACUGGACCUUGGGAAAUUUAUCUCACUACCGAGAAAGGCCAGCUCAGUAUCACACAACCACCGGUCACCUAAGAUCCAACCUCUCCCCUACAGAAGUUGGUCGCCUACAACGAGCGUUCUACCGAUGCGAGGUAUACACAAGAUUUCAGCGGGUAUUAAGCCUCCUCGACAAGGGAGGCGCUCUGAACUUCUCACAGAUUGUUUUAAGCUUCGUCUCGCAAUUCACGUUGUAUGAGUUCGAGGAAUUUGUCUGCGUUCAACAGUUCCUCGCACAGUUCAUCAGAUCUCUAUGUGAAAGAGUUGAAGAUGAUUUCUUUUCUCAUCUACUAUCUAGUACUGCUGGUGCCGGCGCCGAGCGGGAGACGGAGCAGGAGAAAAUAAGCCAACUCCUCGAAGACUCUGGCCUUUCCUUCUUCACGAAGUCGUACAGGGAUAAACACCACUCCAGCCACAUGAAAUAUCUGAUAUCAUGUGGUUUACCAUAUAUCCUGCAUAUGAGCCUCAUGGAGCCCCCAAAGCUCAAGCGUGCUAUACUCAAGUCAUACAUGGAUUCGCAGGGGUUCGCAGGGACCGUGUUCUUCUCUCAGGGUGCUUUGGACCUGGAGUCCUGCGAUGAGAAGCAGAGAGAGGUCUUUCUCCGCGGAAAGAUAGUGGACAUACCUGAGGAUAGGCUGGAUGGACCGAACUUGGGUUGGAAAUGGGGAACUAGUUUCCAGGAUUUUGUCAAAUCUGACAGUCCAGCUUUGUACGACCUGCGGGAUCGAGGAUAUGUCUUUUGGGAUCGGGAGAGGCUGCAACAGUCGGGCAUGGUUGAUGAACCAUUUGUGGUCUGUGUAGGAGCUAAUUACCUCCCGUCUGGCCACCAUGGUCCUUUUGUGGGGUUGAGUGUGGCGGAAAGACUUGAUGACUUGAAAUUUGACGCGAAAGCUGUGAGCAAAUGGAAGAGCCUAUAG